GAUGGGGAAGAAGUGAAGGAAGGAGAAGAAGUUAAGGAAGAAGAAGAAGUUUUAGAUGGAGAAGUAGUUAAGGGUAAAGAAGAAAGUAUGGAUGGGGAAGAAGUUUGGGAUGGAGAAGAAGUUAAGGAGGGAGAAAUGAUUAUGGAUGGAGAAGAAGUUAAGGAAGGAGAAGAAAUUAGGGAUGACGAAGAAAGUAAGAAUGGAAAAGAUGUUAAGGAAGAAGGAGAAGAAAUUAAGGAAGGAGAAGAAGUUAGGGAAAGAGAAGAGGUUUGGGAUGGAGAAGAAGUUAAGGAUGGAGAAGAAGUUUGGGAUGAAGGAGAAGUUUGGAAUGGAGGAGAAGAAUCGAAGUAUGGAGAAGAAAUUAAGGAAGAAGAAGUUUAG
Sphenostylis stenocarpa is the source of this 381-nucleotide messenger RNA. The record is from the annotation of a GenBank genome assembly. Lineage: Eukaryota; Viridiplantae; Streptophyta; Magnoliopsida; Fabales; Fabaceae.